Messenger RNA from Merops nubicus (carmine bee-eater), 2046 nucleotides. It is a transcript of the gene MSN, whose product is annotated as moesin. The record is from RefSeq and is a predicted model, not a curated record. Bases 16 to 1725 code for a protein of 569 amino acids. Lineage: Eukaryota; Metazoa; Chordata; Aves; Coraciiformes; Meropidae. Gene Ontology annotation, cellular component: cytoskeleton; filopodium; plasma membrane. Gene Ontology annotation, molecular function: cell adhesion molecule binding; actin binding. Gene Ontology annotation, biological process: regulation of organelle assembly; regulation of cell shape; positive regulation of early endosome to late endosome transport. The transcript has 12 exons.
GUGCGUGUUACCACCAUGGAUGCUGAGCUGGAGUUUGCCAUCCAGCCCAACACUACGGGGAAGCAACUCUUUGAUCAGGUCGUCAAGACAAUUGGUCUAAGAGAGGUGUGGUUUUUUGGACUUCAGUAUCAGGACACCAAGGGCUUCUCAACAUGGCUGAAAUUGAACAAAAAGGUAACAGCACAAGAUGUACGCAAAGAAAGCCCUCUGCUUUUCAAAUUCCGUGCCAAAUUCUACCCAGAGGAUGUGGCAGAAGAGCUGAUCCAGGACAUCACGCAGCGCCUUUUCUUCCUCCAAGUGAAGGAGGCAAUUCUGAAUGAUGACAUUUAUUGCCCUCCAGAAACAGCUGUCCUCCUGGCUUCUUAUGCUGUCCAGUCAAAAUAUGGAGACUUCAACAAAGAGGUACACAAGUCUGGCUACCUUGCUAGUGACAAACUGCUCCCACAGAGAGUUCUGGAGCAGCACAAGCUUAACAAGGACCAGUGGGAGGAGAGGAUCCAGGUGUGGCAUGAGGAGCAUCGAGGAAUGAUUAGAGAAGAUGCAGUCUUGGAGUACCUGAAAAUUGCACAGGAUCUGGAAAUGUAUGGUGUGAACUACUUCAACAUUAAGAACAAGAAGGGCUCUGAACUCUGGCUAGGUGUAGAUGCUCUUGGACUCAACAUUUAUGAGCAGAAUGACAGGCUAACACCGAAAAUUGGAUUCCCUUGGAGUGAGAUCAGAAAUAUUUCAUUCAAUGACAAGAAAUUUGUUAUCAAGCCUAUUGACAAAAAAGCACCAGACUUUGUAUUCUACGCUCCUCGGUUACGGAUUAACAAGCGGAUACUGGCACUCUGCAUGGGGAACCACGAGCUCUACAUGCGCAGGCGUAAGCCGGACACCAUUGAGGUGCAGCAGAUGAAGGCACAGGCUCGGGAGGAGAAGCACCAGAAACAGAUGGAGAGAGCACUGUUGGAGAAUGAGAAGAAGAAGAGAGAGUUGGCAGAAAAGGAGAAGGAGAAGAUUGAGCGUGAGAAAGAGGAGCUAAUGGAGAGACUCAAGCAAAUUGAGGAACAAACCAAGAAAGCUCAGCAAGAACUAGAAGAACAGACCCGCAGAGCUAUGGAGCUGGAACAGGAGAGAAAACGGGCUCAGGAGGAAGCAGAGAAACUGGCUAAAGAACGUAGAGAAGCAGAAGAGGCCAAGGAGGCCCUAUUGAAAGCAUCCCAUGAUCAACAAAAGACUCAGGAACAGCUGGCUGCUGAGAUGGCAGAACUCACAGCUAGGAUCACGCAGCUGGAGCUGGCGAGGCAGAAGAAAGAGAGUGAGGCCCAGGAGUGGCAGCAGAAGGCACAGAUGGUGCAGGAGGACCUAGAAAAGACCAAAGAGGAGCUGAAGACUGCCAUGAGCACCCCUCAUGUCACUGAGCCCAUGCACUCCGAGAACGAGCACGAUGACGAGCAGGACGAGAACGCGGCAGAGGCCAGUGCUGAGCUGCGCUCGGAGGCCACCAUCAAGGACCGCAGCGAGGAGGAGCGCACCACGGAGGCAGAGAAGAACGAACGGGUCCAGAAACACUUGAAGGCUCUUUCCUCUGAGCUGGCAAAUGCUCGGGAUGAAACCAAGAAGACAGCCAAUGAUAUGAUCCAUGCUGAGAACAUGCGCCUAGGUCGAGACAAGUACAAGACCCUCCGUCAGAUCCGGCAGGGCAACACCAAACAGCGCAUCGAUGAGUUCGAGUCCAUGUAAACUCUCCCCUUACCUGCUGCCCUGCACUCUUCUCCCCUCUCUCCCAUUCUCUCCCAUCAUUCACUCACAAUCAUGCUACGCUGGAACCACUACAGAAGAGUGACCAUGGUCUUAUUUAUCAAGUGUUGGGUAAAUGCUGGAGUUGAGCAACAGAAGAAAGAAUAGUAUAUACAUAUUCCUGGGGUGGCUUGGGAAAGCAAACAUGUAUUUGGGGUAAUCUGAAAUUGUUUGGCUUUGGGAAAUGUCUCACUGCACUUAGUUUUGUUAUUACUUACUGAAGUGGCUGUUGGUGUUCUCUCCCUUUGGGUGGGGAAGCCAGCA